AUGUUGUUCAUUCUGGUGUGCAUACAUUUUGGUCUUGAGUAUGCAGCAGGAUGCAUACCGACUCAACAAGUUGAAGUAUGCCCGGCAUGUCCAGAUAUUUAUUCUCCGAACUGUCUCGGACUUGGCACAUGCCCAGCAUCUGAAGAUGUACCACUUGUAUACAUGCUAGGACGAGUUGAAGCAUUGAACUACGGUGACGGAACAACUUGCUCAACGACUUACACCUGUCCGUCUGGAACAACAUCACAUAUCUACGAUGUGCACUCUUCUGGAGAAUUUGAAUAUCCUGGACAAGUGAUCUUGACUUGUUCCGCAACAGGGGCUGACGCCGGAAAAUGGUUCUUAGCAUUGGAUCCGACGUCAAUCAUGGCCAUUGAAACAUCUGGAGUCGCAUGCCCCUAUAUUUAA
Molecule: messenger RNA, 408 nt
Organism: Caenorhabditis bovis
Lineage: Eukaryota; Metazoa; Nematoda; Chromadorea; Rhabditida; Rhabditidae
Source: the annotation of a GenBank genome assembly